AUGAGCAAAGAUGCGUCUGAUAAGGUGACUUUGCUGAGAAAGAUCAACCACUUCAAUUUGAUAAGGCCCUAUACUGCAUUCAGAGUUGGAAUUUUAGGAUUCAGAUUUGCCUUGGAUGUUACUAAGGGGCUUCACUACUUCACUGAUCCUACAUGCGUGCACAAGCGCAUCUGUAGCAAUGUUCUGCUCAACAGACAUUUAAAGGGUAAAAUUGGCAACUUCAGCCUUGCACAUUCAUUAAAGGAAGAAGAAUAUAUGAGUUCUUCAAUGAGGUUGGCUUUGGGGGGAAAAGCUUACACGGCACCUGAGUAUAUAGAAUAUGGCUUGGUGACUCCUGAGAUUUAUGUAUAUGCUUUUUGGGUUGUUCUGCUGGAAUUGGUCACCAGAAAGGAAGCGGUUUUUCCAUACAGGAUGGAAAAGAAAUGCAAUUAUCAGAAGCAAUAGUUUCAAUUAUGGAGGAAGAUGAUGGAGAAAUUGAACUUGGCAGACUUAUAGAACCUUGUCUGAUGGCAAAGCACAGUAUGAAA
Molecule: messenger RNA, 527 nt
Organism: Populus trichocarpa (black cottonwood)
Lineage: Eukaryota; Viridiplantae; Streptophyta; Magnoliopsida; Malpighiales; Salicaceae
Product: lysM domain receptor-like kinase 4
Exons: 1
Coding region: 1-444 (147 amino acids)
Biological process (GO): protein phosphorylation
Molecular function (GO): ATP binding; protein kinase activity
Source: RefSeq, a predicted model, not a curated record